CCUUACGACACCUUAGGCCUUCUGUUUAAAUUUCACAGAGCGCUUUAAUACGUUAAACGUUAAUAUUCAUAUCGCUUGGACGGUGCCAGUAUUUACUCAAAUACAAUGGGAAUAGAAGAUGAAGCGGACCGGACGCUCUUCAUAAGAAAUUUAGACCAAAGAGUGACAGAGGAGCUUUUAUUCGAACUGUUUCUACAGGCAGGACCUCUCAUCAAAACUAAAAUCCCGAAAGACGCAGAAGGGAAACAGAAGACAUUUGGUUUUGCCGUUUACAAACAUGAGGUGUCCGUACCGUAUGCCGUGCAACUCCUCAACGGGACAUCGCUCUGUGGGAGAACUCUUCAUGUGCAGUUCAGAUCAGGUAGCAGUCAUAGCAACAGUCCAGGGAACUCGCAGAAUUCAAGUCCUGCAAAUACCCCAAAUCCCCAUGGCCAAAGGACCCCGAUCCAGUUCAGUCCUCCACCAUAUACUCCUCCACCCCAAAGGCACAGGUCCUUUUCAUCUCCAGAUAAUCUGCCGAAACAUGCCAUGAUGAACAACAUGAUGUGGCAGCUCCACAUGCAGCAGCUUGAGCAGUUGAAUGGCAGCUUCUCCAAGCCUCCGCAGAGGCAGUCGCCUGCAGGUGGAAAUUCUGGCGGAGGUGGCUCAAGGCAACACAAUAACGCCCCGUAUCGGCAUCAGCCAUCCCAGGUGAACAGCGGUGGUAGAAAUCAGCGCUACGCAGAUGAACCAGGUUUCGGACGUCAGCCGCAACACGGCCACAGCCGGGACAACUAUCACCACCAGAACGACAGGAGUGGCAACCGUCACCAUGACAGCAGAAGUGGCAGCAGACAUCAUGAUGAUAGGGGUAGCAGCCGUGGCUACCAAGAUAAUAGAUGGCGACGGUACUGAAAAAAAAAUCAUGAAUUAUGUUGACAAAUGUAUACUCAGGUUGUUUGUACAUGAUCCGACCAGUUUGAAGAUUUAAUAACUUAUGCCUUAGAGCCAUUUUUGUUAAACCUUUUAAGGCGUUUUUAAAUUUUUACACUUUCAUGUGAGUUUUUCCUCACAGAUGUUGCGAAAAUUCUGAGGAGAGGAAUUGUAUUAUUAUAAGAGCAAGGAAAAAAAAAACAAAUCAGACAUGACUGGUAGUCAUUUUGGAAGACGAGGAAGAAGCUUAUUUUGGGGGAAAAAAAAGAUUUAGGAUAUUGGCCAGUUUUUAUGUUAUGCAAAUACUAUUUAAAUGGUGCUCCGAAAACUUUAAAAUUCUUCAGGUACUUUGCAAAAAAGAAAAGAAGAACAAAAUUUUCAGCUAAAGAUUCCACCAGCAGCACAUUCACUGCAAUAGGGCACCAUCCUUUCUUAAUGUUACAUCUGUUGACCUUGCUCUUUCUAAAACUGGGUUUUAUGUUAUUUUUUUAUUCUGAGUCUGUAAGACAAACUGUUUUAAAAUGAACAUUUUCAUUAUAAAGCUCCUUUCAUUUGA
This is a messenger RNA of Chelmon rostratus (copperband butterflyfish), 1468 nucleotides long. RefSeq names its product RNA binding motif protein 7 (gene rbm7). The transcript has 5 exons. Gene Ontology annotation, biological process: regulation of alternative mRNA splicing, via spliceosome. Gene Ontology annotation, molecular function: single-stranded RNA binding. Bases 106 to 894 code for a protein of 262 amino acids. Gene Ontology annotation, cellular component: nucleus. The record is from RefSeq and is a predicted model, not a curated record. Lineage: Eukaryota; Metazoa; Chordata; Actinopteri; Chaetodontiformes; Chaetodontidae.